CGCUGUGCGUCCACCACAGUGACACCGGUUAUGGUGCCUGUCCCCGUCUCCAGUUGCAGAUAUCCACUGGCUGCACGAAAUAAUAAGUGGGAAAUUACAAGUUAGACGCCCUGUGGAGGGGUUCUGUCUGUCGGCUUGAAGAUCUUCCACGCCCCCCCCCCCGACUGUUCCCGGGUCUCGCCAGGAGUCAGAUAGUGGAUCUCUGGGCCUUCAGGCAGGACAGUGCCAGAAGCAGCCUCAUUUGGGAGUAAUUCAGCAGGUAGCAGGGCUCCAUGAGCACCACGGGGCAGCAGCAAGGUGGUGGCCUACGCUCUCGCCGAACCCUUGUCCGGGACAAGGACCCUGUGCAGAGUAUGGGCAUGGAAGCGACCUGCUGGCUGGCCCCUGGUGUGCUACGCAGGUUGAUAGAGUUGCCCUCUCCGCCACUGUCCAGACACCAGCUGAAGCGGCUGGAGGAACACAGGUACAGCAGUGCCGGGUGCUCUCUGUUGGAGCCUCUCAUGCAACGUUACUGGGAGUGGCUAGUGAGACGUGUCCCCUCCUGGAUCGCUCCCAACCUGAUCACCAUCAUUGGCCUGGCCACCAACGUCUUCACCACCCUGGUGCUCGUCUAUUACUGUCCAACUGCCACAGAACAGGCUCCUCUCUGGGCGUACCUGCUGUGUGCUGUGGGUCUUUUUGUCUACCAAUCUCUGGAUGCCAUAGACGGAAAGCAGGCCAGAAGAACCAACAGCAGCUCACCACUGGGUGAACUCUUUGACCAUGGUUGUGACUCCCUCUCUACUGUUUUUGUGGUUCUGGGAACCAGCAUAGCAGUGCAGCUGGGAACCAAUCCAGACUGGAUGUUCUUCUGCUGCUUUGCCGGGAUGUUUAUGUUCUACUGUGCCCACUGGCAGACCUACGUGUCUGGCACUCUGCGCUUUGGCAUCAUUGAUGUGACUGAGGUGCAAAUCUUCAUAAUAAUCAUGUAUUUGCUGGCCGCCCUGGGAGGAUCUGCUUUUUGGCAGUCACUGAUUCCUGUCCUAAACAUCCAGAUGAAAAUGGUUCCUGCCAUUUUCACCUUUUUAGGCGCCAUCUUCUCCUGCACCAAUUAUUUCAGAGUCAUUUUCACGGGAGGCGUAGGCAAAAACGGAUCCACCAUCGCAGGAACCAGUGUCCUCUCCCCUGUCUUACAUAUUGGUUCAGUGAUAGUUCUGGCCAUGAUGAUUUACAAAAAGUCUUCUGUGCGGCUCUUCGAGAAACACCCAUGUCUUUAUAUCCUGGCAUUUGGAUUUGUCUCUGCCAAAAUCACCAAUAAACUAGUCGUCGCUCAUAUGACGAAAAGUGAAAUGCAUCUUCAUGACUUAGCCUUUCUAGGACCAGGACUUCUGUUCCUCAAUCAAUAUUUCAAUAGUUUUAUUGAUGAGUACCUGGUGCUGUGGAUCGCGUUGGUCAUUUCCUUCUUUGACCUGGUGCGCUACUGCGUCAGUGUUUGCAACCAGAUUGCCUGCCAUCUUCACAUUUUCGUUUUUAAAAUCAAGCCUUGCUCUGUGCUCAGUACCGCUGCUCACUGAGGACUCGACAGACUUUUCCUCAUCCCAUUUGCCGCACUCAGUUUCUUUGGUUUCCCUCUGUUGUCCAUGUAAAAACAGAGGACCACAUGGUGUAAACGUUUGUGCUUCUACCAACUGAAUGUGAGGACAAGUAUAAUAUAUAUAAAUAUACGAUAAUAUUAAUAAUGAAUAUUAUUGUUCUUGUUUCUUCCUCAGCAGUGCAGGAUUGACUUUGUACCAGUUUCAGUAACUACGAAUCUCCUUCUGACAGACUCGUUUCUAAUAAUUCAGGUGAGGUCAGGUGCUACUUGCUAUGUUCAAGGAGACUACGCUGAAUUGUGUAUUAACCGUGUGGGGACAAACUCUUUUUUCUUUGACGUGACUAUGAUUCUGUAAUAUUUUCAUAACUUUUGCUAUUAUUACUGUAAAUACAGAACUGUCUUCUCUAAUUUAAACCUUUCAUAUGUGACGUUGACCUGCACAUUUCACAGAAGCUGUGCAGCUGGGUGUCAAAUGCAGUUUUGGUGGAAACGUAAUUAGAUUGCUGAACAACUUGUACAUUUUAUCGCUGGUUUUUGUCUUUUAACUCUGAGCACCUCAUUUUAAAUUCAGCUAAACUUUAUUAUUGGCUUUUUUUCCAGUUAAAAAGAACAGUAAGACGUGAGAGAGUGGGUUUUCUUUAGCAUUUUGCUUACAGUGACGGUUCAGAAUACGAGGCUGCUUCUCUUUCUUCAUUAUCACGCUCACAAAAACCACAAGUGGGAUGACUUCUCACAUUUAUGCACUGCAAGACUUAAAACGCACUGUUGUACAUGCUCAGAAGCUGACACCCACAUCGACACCAGUGUGCAACUUGGCUAGAAAGUCAAUCUAAGGAUUUAAAUCUGAACUAGAAUUAGCAUAUUCUCCUGUUGCAGUUCUCCAUGUUCCCAACACACACAUUGAGCUUCCUCCACUGUUUGACCUGCUGCAUGUGACCAUCUUGCGUCAUACUAAAUAUGACAAACAUUGACCAUGUGCACACCUUGCACAAAUACAAUGGAGAAACACUCAUAUGGUGCCAUUGCGUAAUAUUCAUUUUACAUGUGACGAAGACUCGUAACAUUCUUUCCCUUCUGUCUGUCUCCCUUGAAGAGAACAUCUGCUUAUGCGAGCUAAGGAUAAAUGAAUGCCUAAUAUCAAGUUGGUCAAACUCAAGACCCGAGGUCUCAAAUCGAACCUUCAGUUGAUUUCAUGUGGGCCCCCAACAGAUAUGUCUAAUCUUCAAAAUUAAAUCAUUUAUUGUUUAUAAACUUCCUAAAAAAUACAGUUUUUUGGCAUGUGAGGUUGUAAGAUUGACUUAACACCCAUGAAGUAUAAAACAACACAAAACGUAUGCAUCCACAAGUCACAGUCAGUUAUGUCAGUCAGUUAUGAGUUGUUGUUUUUUGGGAAUCGACUGAAGGCUAUUCACUUUUUCGAUCUGAAUACAGCUAAUCAUUUGGUAGUAAGACCUUGUGACUUGACAUGAUCUGCUUUCAAGAGUGUUGAAUAACACACGUGUUUUGUUCUCGUCCAGCAUUUCAUUUCGCUCGAUCUGAGUUUCUGUAAUGACGCGUGUGACGUUGUGAAGCAGCCACAAGAUGUUUUGUGUUAGCAGUUUAAUGUUAUAACUGACUGAUGAUUUUUGACACGCUGCUGUUCAUUAAAUAUAUUAUGUUUUCACCAAAACUGAAGCCCAGCAGUUGCACAGGAAGUGGAUGUGGAGCAAUAAAGAUCUUCAUUAUCCAUCAGGUUCAGAUCGAACUGCUGCAGUGUAUGUUUGUUGUUCUUAACAUCCUCUUACUGUCACUGUUGCGCCUCAUUCUAAAUGUUCAUUGUAGCUGCUUCUGGAGAGAACGCCCCGCUCCGACGGCCUGUACUUGUGUGGAAGACUCACUUUCACAUUUUUUAGUUUCCACAUCUCGUGCCUGUUUUUAUUAUUUUUUGUUAAUCGGUUCUGCAGAAACUGUAACAACUGUUGAUUCCAUGAUGUUAAAAAAAAUAAUAAUUCAAUGCCAAGACACUGUGAGAGUCAUUUGUGUGCAAAUCUGU
Synchiropus splendidus (mandarinfish) is the source of this 3605-nucleotide messenger RNA. RefSeq names its product choline/ethanolamine phosphotransferase 1b (gene cept1b). NCBI's taxonomy places the organism in Eukaryota, Metazoa, Chordata, Actinopteri, Syngnathiformes, Callionymidae. Gene Ontology annotation, biological process: phosphatidylethanolamine biosynthetic process. Gene Ontology annotation, cellular component: endoplasmic reticulum membrane; Golgi apparatus. The record is from RefSeq and is a predicted model, not a curated record. Gene Ontology annotation, molecular function: diacylglycerol cholinephosphotransferase activity; ethanolaminephosphotransferase activity. Bases 273 to 1553 code for a protein of 426 amino acids. The transcript has 10 exons.